Zeugodacus cucurbitae (melon fly) is the source of this 5277-nucleotide messenger RNA. RefSeq names its product fez family zinc finger protein erm. NCBI's taxonomy places the organism in Eukaryota, Metazoa, Arthropoda, Insecta, Diptera, Tephritidae. The transcript is spliced from 2 exons. Bases 1900 to 4113 code for a protein of 737 amino acids. The record is from RefSeq and is a predicted model, not a curated record. Gene Ontology annotation, cellular component: nucleus.
AGUUCCCGGAACUCACUAGAAGCUGACUAUAGUCAUUAUUUAUGUCUGUGUCGGGAUUACGCUGACAUAAUACCGAAUUUAUACACAAAAAAAAUUGCUAGGAACAAAGUUAAUUGAUCAAUUAUUGGUUUGGUCGUCUCAAUAACGGUAAUAAUUGGCAUUAACAUUAGAAGUCAUUAUAGGGUACUGAACAAUAUAAGUAUGUACAAGGAUUAGCCUCCUCAGUUUCAUAGUUUUUUAUAUGCCGCUCAUGAUGAUAUAGCUCAUAAUUACCUUAAUAAUAACGAGAUAAAAUGGCACUCGUCCAAUAUCUAGAAUUUAGAAGCUAAUAUAAUAUAACGAUGAAUAUUCGUAUAUCUACACAAACAUUCAAAGGUAAUAAUGAUGUUCUUAGUGAUAUGGUGGUUAUGUGGCGAGUAAUCAUUAUGGCUGCUCUGUGACAGUUAGGCCGAGAGAUAAACAUACAAAGUGACACUUUCCGUGUACGCAUCAAAUGAAAACCUCCUAACACCCCUAAAAUACUAUUUGAGAGCGCUAACAGAAAGAGAGAGCGCAUAGGGGUGUAUGAGUUUACACUUUGAAAUGGAUUACACUUUGAUGAUGUGAGAGCUCACCCCAUUGAAAUAUAUGUAUAUACAUACAUGUACUAUAUCUUUUAUAUAUGAUAUGAUUGUGUCUCUCUCCUCGCGAAAUGUUCUUGUUUUUUAUUAUUGUUGCAAGCAAUGUAACUGUAGUCGCCGAAGUACGGGUGCGCGAGUGUGCAUUACGACAUAGAGAAAUUCCGAGAAACGCGUUUAAGUGAGCGCUUUGCCGACGGUGUAUUGUAACGGUAAAGCUAAGAAUAUUCAGUGUGUAAUCCUUCGCGUGAUCUUACUGGCGUGUGUGUGGGCGAUUUUGUAGAGUUUGUGCGCGUGUUGUUGCUGCCGCUAGGCAUCCAGCUAUAGACCACUAACGCCGCCAUUGCUGUUUUUGGUUGCUCGUAUUGCCAUCGUCGCUGUCUACAGUCAGCUGUCAGCUCAUCAAUAAUUUCUAAGCGUCAAGUCAGCAAGGCAGUUCAUACAAAUCGACAAACAGAUAUAUAUUCAAUAUAUAUAUAUAAUCAAGAUGUAUGUUGGGGCGCUAACAUAACUGUGCUUCUCUGUAUUGGUGUGCUUUUAUCAACAGCGUACUGUUUGGAGCCUCUUCAAGGCUUUUUCUAAGCCACUUCGUCGUCCUUUGAUAUUUUUCAUUCAUUCGCUUAUGUUGGUGUAUCUAAGUGUUGGGAAUGGUGUUAGCUAUCAACACCCUGUCGGCGCUCAUCUGACUUUACUGGCUGACUCCCUCCCCCCUCACCCACACGUACACAUGUAUGGCGAGCUAAUACAUUUAAUGUACGCUAAUGUGUGCCGUUAUGCAAAUAUGUGUUGGUGUUGUUUGUGGUAACUUGGUCACAGUUUUGCAUUAAUUUACUUUCCGUCAUAAAUCAAACAUUUGCAUUUUAAAACUGACGUCGCCAUUGACUGUCGUUGUGUUCGGUUAACGCGCGCUUUUCGACGGAUUUCGUUGAAUAAUUAUGCAAGUUAUGCAAAAUCGGUGGAUAAGUGGAAAACUAAAAAAUAUUUAAAACUAAAUAAACAAAAAAAAAAUCAAUGACGGUAAUGGAUUAAUUUAAAAAUGAAAAACUAAACACAAAAGCACAAAAAAUAUUUGCUAAUAAUUGCAAUACAUAAAACAUUGUGCGAAGUGAAAUUAAUUUGUUGUUGUUUUGUGUGAAAAAAUAUUGAAAAAUAAUACUACCAGCAUACAAAUAAUAAACACGAACUACUGUUAGCUGUUUCCGCACAAUACUGGAUCUACGUCUUGCUGCCUUCACCUAAGCAUCUAGGAUAACAACUACACUCUAAUCAGAGUCCGCGUGGCAUGCAACCGUGUAGUCCAUCGGGCGUUAUUGCAGUGAUGCCGCCAUCGAAGAGUCCCACCAUGGAAACGGCCGCCGGACAGCAAGCAAAUGCACACCUCAGCAGCGAUAGCAGCGUCGAUAAGCAGCUGGGCGCGGAACAACAGCGCGCCGCCACGCCUGUCAGCAGCAAUAACAACACAAAUACAACAACUACAACCAGCACAAAUCUGCCGAAUGCACGCGCUUGUCCGCUCAAAUUUUCCAUAGCGAAAAUUAUGGAGCCCGAUCAACGCGCCAGCAGUGAAAGUAUUAACGCGGCAGAAGACUCCGAACGCUCAUGCAGUCCCAUUGAGGUCGCGAGCGAUGAGUGUGAGUCGGAGCGCGCAGAGUUGCAAUUACCAAUCGCUGGCAGCCAACAACAAUGCAUUAACGCUGAAAACUAUGAUUCCGCUUUCAAGAAGUAUGUGCCCUCCUCAUCUACCAACGCUGUCGCUGCCGCUGCAGCCGUAGCCGCCAGCACGGUCAACAAUGUUGCCGCCGUGCAACAAUUCGUUAAUACGCGCCAUCAGGAAUUGAUGUCUCAGUAUCCACUGCUAUAUUAUGCGCCCAAUCAAUUGAUGUGCGCCGCCGCUGCCGCACAAUAUGCCGCGCUCACCGCUGCGCAACAGCAGACUUUGCUCGCCAAUCCAGGUGCCGCCGCGCAUUUGAGCAGCUUCACCGCGUCGUUGAACAAUUUCCAUACGCAGUCAUUGAGACGUAAUCUCAGCGCGUCGGGACAUCAUUUAGCCGCCGCUGCUGCAGCAGCAGCUGCCGCGCAAGCGCAAGCACAUCAUGUACACCAUCAAGCGCUCGCAAGCGCACACCCACAAUUGCAGCAGUCGUUGGAAAAACAGCAGCAGCAACAACAACAGCAUAAAAUGCGUGAGAGCGCUGCUGGUGGAUAUCACGGUAUGAAGCGCAAGCAUAACGCCAGCGCUGCUGCUGCCACCGCCGCCGCCGCGCCGUCUGCUUCGUCAGUGCAUGAGCACAACUCAUCGCGCGCUUCUUCACCCGCUUCACGUCAUCUGCGCUCGCCAUCUCCAAACUCGUUGGACGAUAGUCCCGGCUCUGCGUCGGGCAAGCAAAAGACUUUCUCCUGCUUGGAAUGCGGCAAGGUCUUCAAUGCGCACUACAAUCUGACGCGUCACAUGCCGGUGCACACGGGCGCGCGCCCAUUCGUUUGUAAGGUGUGCGGUAAAGGUUUUCGUCAGGCCUCAACGCUUUGUCGCCAUAAAAUCAUACACACCUCCGAGAAGCCGCACAAGUGCCAGACUUGUGGCAAGGCUUUCAAUCGCUCCUCCACGCUGAACACGCAUACACGCAUACAUGCUGGUUACAAGCCAUUCGUUUGUGAAUAUUGCGGCAAAGGUUUCCACCAGAAAGGCAAUUACAAGAAUCACAAGCUCACACAUAGCGGCGAGAAGGCGUACAAAUGUAAUAUCUGCAAUAAGGCCUUCCACCAAAUCUACAACCUCACCUUUCACAUGCACACGCACAACGACAAAAAGCCGUACACUUGCAAGGUGUGCGCCAAGGGUUUCUGUCGCAACUUCGAUCUGAAGAAGCAUAUGCGCAAGCUGCAUGAGUUGGGCGGCAGCGAUCUGCUCGACGAUGACUCGCCACCAAGCUAUGAACGGCGACGCGAGUACACGCGUCGUGAGUAUACGCGCCGCGAAGCGCAUCAUGGCUAUCACGCGCACUUACAGCACGGCAGCCAGUUGACGCCCGACUCUUCCGCGGGCAGCUUAUCGCCACCGAUCAAUGUCACCACACCACCGCUCUCUAGUGGUGGCGGCGGUGAUGGCAGCAACUCCGCUUGGCAUACGCCACAGUAUCAAACGCUGAGCAACGCGCAACAGUCCGCAGCCAGCGCCGCCAGCACCUACGCACCACAUCACCUUUUGCCUCAAGUCGGCGGCAGCAACAGCAGUUUUCGUGCGUCCGCCGAGUAUUCCAGCAGCUCCGCAUUCAUACAACUAGCAAGCGCUGCUUCGACGAGCGCCUCAACCAACGCCGCACAAAUGCUAUCCGCUCACCAACAUCAACAGCAGCAGCAGGCGCAUCAGCACAGUCAACAUCAUCACCAGCACCAGCACAACCAAGCUCAAAUGCAUCAUCAUCAUCAGCGUCUCUCAGCGGCUGCCGGUGUCGUCUCCGCCAUGGAUCAGGUGCCGUUCAUAGCGAAAGUGUUUUGACAGCGCUACUAUGCGGACAGUUUGGCCACAACAACAACGGCACAACAUGCCGCCAGCACACUGACCGCAUCCUCGAAGAGCAUACUCAUCGACUGACUGCAGUUUGUAGCAGCCGCUGCGGCAGCGACGGCAACAGCGACAGCGACGGCGUCCGCAACAGCGGCAGGCAGCUCGAAUUUUAUCUCUGCAGCGACUUCAACGCCCACUGAGUUGGAUGAUGAGCUGCUAGUGGACGCUUUGGAUGAAGAUGAGCCGCCGGCGCAGCUACUCUCCCACUCAGCUGUGGAACAGCUAACGGAGCAAUUCGCAGCGCAUCGCACGACAUUGGGUAGCGCUGUCGAAGCGCUAAAUGGUCUACUCUAAAGCGUUGGCGCGUGCCUCUGAACUGCUGGUUUCAACAAAACGGUUUCAUGGCUGCGGAAAGCAGCCAAGCCCCCCAUAUACCAAAAUCUCUGAUCUCCGAUUUGGCAAAAGUGUGCAAUAAGCGUUAAAAAUUGGUGAAACGUUGAAAAAUAUUAAAUAUUCGAGAUACUUUCUCGGUAUUGACGGAAUAUUUCCACUUAUAUUGCUCCGCCAGCACCUUACCGGAACAAGUCUCCAGUGAUAUAUAGAGCAAAGUUUUGUGCUGCAUUCUCAAUAAAUUUAAGCAGAAAAUCUAAUUUCGGUGUAUUCACUUUGUAAAUAAAAGCAUCUAUAUGUGAUACACCCAUUUUGUAUAUAAAAAAUUCUUGUAAAUAAUAAUGUUCCGUCAUAAAAAUUCUUUAAUAAAAUUAAUAUAAAUAUACAGUUAGUUGUUUCUAUGUUUAUAUGUAUUGCAUAUAUAUGUACAAAUGUUUGUAUGUGUUUAGUUUUAAGUAUUUCAAUGUGAAAAUCCACCUCUCACACACAUAUAUACACACACAACAACCUCUUGCGCCCACAAACAGUUCAAUUUUAGGUGUAGUAGUAUUAGUGAAAUUGUAAUUUAUGUUCUAGUUAUAAAUAAUUGAGAUAUAUCUAAUAAGAUCUAAAAAUCUGUAUGCUAAAGUAUAAAUAUUAUAUAGCGUUAAAAGCAUACACGAUUUGAUUUUUAGUCAAUAUACAUAUCGAAAUAUGUAUAUCUAAGCGAACUAGUAUGGUGAAUUGAAUGUGUUUGAAUUGAAAAAUAUGAAAUAUGAAAAUAAA